AUGAUUCUGUUCCUAUUCUGGUCGCUUCUCUUGCCAUUAUUACUAGCGACGUGUGUCUCGAAAAAGUCGCAGAAGAGCGGUACCACAAGUACUCGAGAUAUCUCUGAAAAAUCUGAAAAAUCUACCAAAACCCGUCGAGCAGGCACUUCUCACUCCGCACUACCCUCCGACAAGAGUGAACGAGCACUUUCCAGUGAGAAAAGUGUGAAAAAAGAGCGAAAUACGGCAAUCGAUUCGUUAAAAGUGCCACGUCAUCAUCGCCCGUCUGCCAACUCGUCGAAUUCUGGAAAAUCGCUGAAAACCGAAAAUAAAGCGUCGGUGGGCUCCGAGACGGACUCGGUGAAAACUGAAACUAUCGAAGUGCCACUUGGAAAAGCGGCGACGUGA
Molecule: messenger RNA, 387 nt
Organism: Caenorhabditis remanei
Lineage: Eukaryota; Metazoa; Nematoda; Chromadorea; Rhabditida; Rhabditidae
Exons: 3
Coding region: 1-387 (128 amino acids)
Source: RefSeq, a predicted model, not a curated record